This is a messenger RNA of Eruca vesicaria subsp. sativa (arugula), 861 nucleotides long. NCBI's taxonomy places the organism in Eukaryota, Viridiplantae, Streptophyta, Magnoliopsida, Brassicales, Brassicaceae. The record is from the annotation of a GenBank genome assembly.
AUGAUCCGAAGAAGUCUCCGUCUUUCCAACAAGAGGAGAAGCAUCGUUGUUCCAUUGGAUCUGCAGAUCGAGAUUCUUAGCCGUUUGCCUUCAAAAUCCGUAGUUAGGUUUAUGCUCGUAUCUAAAUCAUGGCGAGAAAUCAUUCUCAGCAAGAGUUUCGUCAGAUUACAAUCUUUGAAACAGCCUUUGCGUUUCCUACUCUGUUUUCGCGAGAAAGAUGACCAAACUGGACGCCUAAGUUGCAGCUUGUUCUCUUCUUCUUCGCUGUCGUCGUCAUCAACAUCGAUAUCAACCACUUUUCUAUCCAAAAUAACUUUUCCUCUCCGUCGAGCCUCGAACCCUAGUUAUUACGUCAACGGUCUGAUCAACAUGGGUGAGAUCAUAUGUAACCCUUGCACCGGAAAGACCAUAUCUUUACCCACGCUUUCCAACGCAACAGCUGCUAGUAGACGAAGGCUAGCCUAUCGCUUUUUCGGAUAUGAUCCUGUCAAUAAUCAGUACAAAGUAUUGUGCAUCACCGAGUAUCUUGACCCACACCCAAAACCGAAUCACUACCAGGUAUUCACAUUGGGAGCUAAUCCUAAAACAUGGAGAUUUAUAGAUUGUGACAUUCUUCACACAACUUGGUCUGAUGGUCUAUGUAUAGAUGGGUUUGUGUACUACAUUGCGAAGACGGACACAAGAAUGAUGUGUCUGAUGAGAUUCGAUUUGAACUCUGAGAAGUUUGAUAUCUUUGCUAGAUUUUCUGAGGAAAUGAAAUCUUUGUAUAUUCAUCACGACGGUUCUAGAAAGUUGAUAAACUACCAUGGAAAAGUAGCCAUAGCCAUUCAGCCUUCUCACUCACUCAGUGCCUUCAAUUGA